Molecule: messenger RNA, 366 nt
Organism: Lactuca saligna
Lineage: Eukaryota; Viridiplantae; Streptophyta; Magnoliopsida; Asterales; Asteraceae
Source: the annotation of a GenBank genome assembly
AUGAAGUAUGGCUCGCCAGAAAGAGAUCAUGGAAUUUGCUUUGUGAGCCCGGUUGUAAUCUCGCCAAGUACGUGUAAAGGGAAAUCAAAGAAUAUUGACGAUGCAAGCAGAGGCUUAACAGAUCGGUUGUCUACUAGAAAGGGCAAUGACAUCAUCAUUAUGCCCUACAAUCCCAGAAGACAUUGGGUAUUGGGUGUACUAGACAUGAAAUCGGAUACUUGCUAUUAUCUUGAUUCCUUGAGUUCUGGCAAUUUCAAUAUGCAGUUAAAGCAAAUUGUUGAUUCGGUAAUGGUUUUGUAUGCUACACAAAGUGGAUCCAACAGAAGGGUUAAACUAAAUUGGGUUAAUGUUACGGUCAACACUUAA